AUGGCAGACUUGGACGAGGAUGGAGUCGAAGUGGAUGUAACUCAGUUGCAGGCUUGGAGCGCCCUUUCACCCGCGCGCGGCCAGAUUUUAGAGGUUGCGCUGGGGCAAAGCAAUUUCCACGAGGCGCCGGCCGUUUGGGCCGCCUUUGUGAUUGUACGAGUGUCCACCCUUUUAGAUGGAUCACUAGUUCUGGAAUGCCGUUUCCUGGGGUCCGAAGAUACUUCCGUGGAUGGCCGUCUGGACACCGAUUUCAACACAGAAGGGAAUUCAAUUCACCUUUGCUUGUCGCGGCCUUGUUUAGAUAUUUCAGAAGGCGAGCCGGACCUCGGGGACUUUUUGCAUGCAACCAGAGUGCGUUUGUGGAGCGCGUCACGUUUUGUGGAGGUUUGCCCUUACCUUUCAGAUGCUCAGAAAAAGAAUGUGAACAAGUUUUUGAAGAGCUCUACAGAAAAACCAAAGGCUCCCAGGACUCCCCGUGCCAAAGCAGCUACCGCAAAAACUGCACCAAAAGAAAAGAAAGACAGGGGCAAGCCUGGAGAAACUGGAGGAAAAGCCGCCCCUCGCCGCAAGCCUGCCCUUCGCACUCCCAAAGAGACAGAACCUGGGGACCCAGAUAUCCGGGCAUCCAAAGAGGAGCUGCGGCAGAAGUUGAAGGCUUUGCGGGUCAGACUUCAGGGCGAUGGGAAGGAAGAAGAUCAGGAGUAUUCUCCGGGAACCUUGGUCGACGAGGAGCAGAAGGAUGGGCUAGAUGUAGAGAGCUCAGACUCUGUGCAGGCAGAUGGCCUGACGACAGGAGCCAACUUGGAUCCUCUUCCUCCAGAGCUGGCGAAAGCCGUUGCUCGGAAGGACAAACUCCGCCGCUCUCGACGUCAUACAGGCGGGGAAGAUGCGCUCGCCCUGGUGGAUACAAAAGACACCACUUCGAAAAGCUUGAGCGGCCAACUGGUCCAGAAAGCUCUGGAAGUGACUCGUCAGAGGAAAGCAAAGAGCUCGUCCAAGAAGAAGAAGAAGGUGUCAGGGAAGACGGAUAUGGAGCGGCUUUCCAAUGUCCUGGUCAAGGCAUUGCAGAAAGCCAGUGGGGUAACCCCCAAGGAGACCGAGGCCACCAAGAAGAAGAAGAAGCGCAAACGCAGAAUGUUGAGGGAUGGAACGAUAGUGACCUCAAGCGCCAGCUCAGGAGCUUCCUCGGGGGCGGAGACAGAAGAGCCCUCAAGCGACGAGGACCUGCAAGCACCGCUCAGAAAGAAAUCCAGGGACCGCCCAGGAAGCGUUUUGCAGCUCCUGGUGGCCCACAUCAGGGACCAGUUGGACCAAAGCGCCCUGACAGAGACCGGCCAGGCUUCAGCCGUGGUGACUGGGGGUGUGAAGGUCAUGACCUACUUCAACAUCCAUGUCAAGGGCGCCUAUCCUCAACACCUUCGAGAGUUGAGGGAGAUGUUUCAUUUGGCCUCAUGCAUAGAUGCUAUUCGAUCUGGGGACGUAGCUCGCUGCGCAGACGGCUUAGCAGCGCGGUUCAUAGCUCUACAUCAGUCCUUAGUGGACGGAAAUUGGGGAACAGCUCGUCACUUGGAGCUGCAUGCUAUGGAAGACGUGACCGCUGCCAGCCCGUCCGCCAUUUUGGCGACGCGGCGACAUGCAAAACUGGUUUCAAAAAUGCAGGGCUACCCCUCCAGCUCCUGGGUUCCGGGAGCCGGCCGCGGCCGUGGAGGAAAGGGCAAGAACGAGUGGAGCUAUGAAGAACAAAGAGAAGCCAGAGGAGAAGCCCAAGUAGCAGAGGAAGCAUCUCUGGUCAAGGCCGUUGAGAUCGCUCCCCAAGCUCAUUUGGCUGACUUGGGUCAGAUCCUACGUUUGUGUGACACACUGAGACGCACCGGGUGUGUCCUGGCGUGGGGCUUGAUUCAUGUGAGCUGUUUCACCAACGAGCUCCAGAAUUCAGGCAUCUAUAGGCUAAUGUUUGCCUCCAGCGUGCGGCAACGGGCCGGUCGGAAACGACUGGCUCUUCCCUUGCGCGAAGGCGAGUUGGCCGGGACUGUGAACACCUUGAAGGCUGUUUCUUUGUGCGAAGCCGCUGAGGAUAGCUUUUGUACUCUUCAUGCCGAAGCUUGCUGGACAUACUUGGCUUGUUUUGCAUGUAACUCCUUAGUGGAUGUGCAGCGGCCUCUUGACUCAGGAGGCUGGAUAAAGGCUGAGGAGCGGGCAUGCGCAGCUGUCAGGCUGAUGACGAGACGUCUGCUCAGCCAUGGACGCCAAGAACCUGUGAGCUCAGAAGGCAUAGAAAAAGAUGUGAAGCUUGCACGGGUGAACUAUUUGGGUGAAGAAGUAGGGAGUUGCCAUAAGUUGACACUGCGGCAGAUCGAGCCUGCUCUACCACCUAAAGAACAUGGGGGAUGUAUUGAUUUGAUGGAUUUUGUUUCACCGGUGACUGGAAAUUUCUUAAGGAAUCCUGAACACUGUAUCCUUGAAGACAGGGGCCAGCAAUUGCCAAAACUUCAAGGAAAAAUCCAUGUUGCCGAGGGAGAACUUCCUGCCAUCACGAGCGCACUGAUUAGUUGCGGGGUUUGUGACUGGAUUCCUUUUGAUGAUGUCCUUACUUAUCGUGGGGAGCCUGUUCUAAACGGUCUUUUUGGGGUGCCCAAAACAUCAUGUUUGUCUUCGGGAGAGCCUAUUCUUCGUGUUAUAAUGAACUUAGUACCUUCAAACUCAGUGAUGCUUCAGCUUGAAGGGGCUGUUAAGAACUUGCCCAGUAUUACUGCUUGGAUGUCAUUGGUGGCCGAUGAGGGUGAAACUAUCAGGAUUUGGCAGUCAGAUAUGACCAACGCUUUCUAUCUCUUUGCUUUACCUCCUCAGUGGAGACGCUGUUUAGCGUUUAACAUCGUAGUAAAUGGAAAACAGAUUGACAGAGACCCUGCUAGGAAGUAUGCUUUGUCCUGUUGCGUUUUACCCAUGGGUUGGCUUUCUUCAGUUUCAGUUAUGCAGGAAGUCAGUGAGCGUAUCUUGUUGCGCAGCAUGUUGCCUGCGGGAGAGCAAGUAGUUCGCAACCGCCCUCUGCCCUUAUGGAUGGUUGGUCUUUUAAAGGAAGCCCGAGAGCACCGUCGUAUAUGGUGGCAUGUCUAUUUGGAUAACUAUGCCGGAGGGCAGGUGUUGGGCGUUUCUGAAACUUCAGCUGCUGGUGAUCAACUCCACCAACUAGCAGAAAAAGCUUGGAGAGAAGCACAGGUUGUUUCUUCAGAAAAGAAAAGGAAGCGAGCAGUUGAAGAAGCUGAAGAAUUGGGAGCCCUAGUCAGCGGAGCCACAAACACCAUUGGGGCGUCUCCUGAGCGGAUCCUCAAAGUGAUACAAGCUACUUUGUGGAUUCUCUCUCAAAAGCAUUUAUCAAAGAAGCAUGUGCAGGUGGUGGCAGGACGGUGGGUCCACAUACUGCAAUUUCGUCGGCCGGGUAUGGCCUUCUUGGAUUCUACAUGGCAAUUUAUUAGCAGCAAGACUUUCAGCAGCCGUCUGGUAGAACAGGUAAAGAGAGAGCUCUGGAGUUUGGUGUGUGCAAGCCCCCUCUUACAUACUGACCUGGGAGCAACAGUUUCUAAUUUUGUGACUGCGUCGGAUGCCUCAGGUUUUGGUGGAGCAGUAGGGAUUUCAAAGCAGUUGACGUCUGUUGGGAGCGACUAUGUAGCAGCAAUGACAUCUAGUGUUCGCUCCGUUGUCAGUAUCCCGGUGUUGGUGAUUUCCCUCUUUAAUGGAGUAGGAGGGUGCUUCAGAUGUUACGACAUACUUGGGCUUGCACCUUUGGGACUUAUUAGUUUUGAUAUACAUGGGCCCGCCAACAGAGUUUCGAGCAGACGGUGGCCCCACUCGCUGCAGUACCAUGAUGUGAGGGAGAUUGACGAAACCAUGGUUCGAGGAUGGCUUCUUAAGUUUGUCGGAAUAACAGAAAUCCAUGUUUGGGCAGGCUUUCCAUGUACGGACCUUACGGCACUGAAGUCAGGUCGAGAAGGAUUAGCUGGUAGUCAGUCGAAGCUAUUUUAUGAAGUGCCUAGGGUUCUAGAAGUGCUCCGGAGCGCUGCAGGGGAGCUGAUUGAGAUCAAACUGGUGGGCGAGAAUGUUGCCUAUAUGGCAAAGAGCGAGUGCGUGGAAAUUUCAGAGACUUUGGGAAUUUGGCCAUACCACUUGAACUGCUCUGACGCAGUGCCCUUGAACAGGCCUAGACUAUGCUGGUGUAGCGAGUCCUUUGAGGGGGUUCUGGAUGGGGUACUUUUUGAGCGUGAGGAUUUUUGGACUAAGGUAACUGCUGAAAACCCUUAUCCAGAUCCAGCCACAUGGAUAGAGCCGGAAGUUGUUUGGACAGGCGCAGAGUCUGGCGAUGUCUUACCAACAUGUCUCCGGGCCAUCAUCCGGAGCCGACCACCACCGAGACCGGCAGGUCUGUCAAGGUACUAUGAUGCUAUGAGAAAACUUUUGCCUACACUGGAAAAGGUCAAAGGACCGCCUCAGCUGGAUGACGCAGUAAGCGACUGGGUUGAAAAACAAUGGAGAGAGGGUCAAACAAUUCAUGUUGUUUCAGACGCAUUGUGUGGCCUUCACCACUUUGAGCCCUAUACCAAGAAGUUGAUCCCAUCAGCAUGGAAAUUGUUUCGCACUUGGCGAAAAUUGGAGGCCCCCAAUAGGGCCCCUCCACUUACAAAAUACAUAAUAUAUUCGUUGGCUCACUAUGCGAUGAUGCAUAAUGAUUUAGUUUUUGGAACUUUGCUUUUAAUGGGAUUUUUCGGGUUACUCCGCACUGGAGAGUUGUUGCUGGCAAAGCCGUGCAACAUCCUUGUUGCAAAGGAACGGGUAAUCCUUUCACUGGAAAGCACGAAAUCUGGGAAGCGUAAUGCUGCUUCCGAGACCGUUUCUUUUGAUGAUCCCUUCGCAGUGAUUGCCAUUGAUCAGCUGUUACAGUUACGAGAACACCAACGCUUGCAGCAUGUCCCUUGUUGGCUUCACUCUGCACAGAACUUUAGGAAUAAGUUCAGCGUUUAUUUAAAGAAAUUUGAUCUCCAAGGCCACUGUUUCAGACCUUACAGCCUCCGAAGAGGAGGCGCGACUCACCUUUUUCAAACCACUGGCAGUAUGGAAUUGGCCUUGCUUAAAGGCAGGUGGGGAUCGGCCCAAGUGGCCAAAAUAUAUUUACAGGACGGCCUUAGCUUCCUGUCGAUGUUAACUUUUUCUCCACGUGCCAGGGAAAAACUGCAAGAGUGGAGGCCUUUUCAACACUACAGUGUCAAGUAA
Messenger RNA from Cladocopium goreaui, 5262 nucleotides. Lineage: Eukaryota; Dinophyceae; Suessiales; Symbiodiniaceae. The record is from the annotation of a GenBank genome assembly.